UAUUGUUAAUUGUAUGAAAAUUAUUGUGAUCAGCGAUCAGUCUCGUCAAUAUGCCAAAGAUGUGCGAAGGGGCUGUUACUUUUUACAAAUUCAGAUAUGAAUAAGCACUCAUCGCUGAAUUUAUUUCAAGAUAAGAUGUUCUAUUCAAUUCAUAGGGUUACAUAGUUUAUAAAUUACUAGCUGUGAAAGGGGUGACAAGGACUGCCAAAGAGCCAAGAUGAUUACCGAUCAAUUACUACUACUGAUUUGAAUAAAUGACAAAAUAUAAUUGAGGAUAUUUACAAAAAGUUUGCCUAACACUAUGUUUAUUAAGCUAAAUAAUUGAAAACUUAGUAGAAUAAAUUAUUUAAUUGGAGGAAUGAGUCAAUUAGGAGCUCUGGAGGGCGGAAAUACCGUGAAAUUCAUUGACGACUCAACACUUUCGAGCGCAAUUACUAAUUUCUUCACUUCAAAAUAUCAAUAUUAAAACAGACUAAAGUAUCUCCCCCUCGACUCAACACAUUAUUCAUUCAUUUAAAUAACUAAAAAGUUACGCGAAUGAAUUUUAGAAUUGUAGAACGAGCCAAUUGGGAACUCUGGUUUUUGCUGAUCAACAUGACAGCAAUACGAACUUGAUGGAAGAACCGCGGAAUAUUUUCAGGACUUGAACACAAUUUUUUAAAUUGAUUAAGCCGAUAAAAACCCGAUAAAAAAUACCGCAGAUCAUUUAUUCCCCAUAAUCAAUCGCCUUUUCUCUCAGUUCAGUUCCACUUCAACUGAUGAAUGUUGAAGAGAGAAAAAAAUAGCUCUCCCCAUUAUCCACUUGAUCCCUAUCAAUUAACGCCACAUUCUCGUCAACCUUUCUCGAAUAGUCCUCAGCGUUUAUUUAUUUAUCAUCUUUCAGUUCUCCUUUUUUCAUUUUUACCGGUGGCCGACGGGCAACCGGUGUAGUUGAAGAGCGCUGCAAGAACCAUGUGUGUUAAGUGUGUAUAGGUAUAAUGCUGUUGAAAAAGUAUUCGCGUUUUAUAUUGCCCUCUAUCACACGUCCAUCUCUGUCAUCAUGUCUUUCUACUCCAACUCAAUCUUCUCGAUUGCUUCAAAUUAGAGGGACAACGUUAAUGGGUUUUUUUUUUAAUGGGGCUUACUUUCAAGUGGUCAGUCCACCAUCGAUUAAUCGAUAGGGGUUAUUGGCAAAUUAUGCUAGUGGGGGUGUGAUGAAACGGAGUCGACCUCCGUUGACAUUUCGAAGGCUCUGAUUUGAUUUUUUUUUCUAAACGGUCGGCUUGUUUUUCAGGAUUCUUAAAUGGAAAAACAAUGAUAGAAAUUUUUUUCUGCAAGCUUUUGGCUAAUUUUAGUGGACAUCUCCCCUCGUUGAAAAAACUCAGCCUUUCGAAUAGUGUCCAGAAAGAGAUUAGAGAAAUCAGAAUGGAAAAAUGAAUUUGCUUGGAACAUUUUCGUUUCUACCUAAAUUUUGUAUACAAAACAAAUUUAAUUGUUGACUGAUAUUUCCGAAUAAAAAGAAGUUCGGUUUAUUUCUGAAUUAUUUUAGAAGAAUGUUAGAGCAUUGCUCGUAGGUCAUUUGAUUUGCUAGAAAAAAAUCUCUCACCAUUUUUUCUCAAGAAGAUUUCGCCUCUGAGAUUAAUCAAUCAACGAAAAUCCCAAGGACUUGGAAACCCCUUCAAAUUGCUAAUAGGAAGAAAUACUUUUUCUUCCUAUUACGAUUCACCGCUCACCCAUUGAUUAAUAUCUGUGCAUGUAGACGUAUAUGUGUGUGAAUCCCCAUCCCAAACCAGAGAGUGAUUAAAUAGAACGAUCACAGGGCGAUGAAAAUUGGAGGAAAGAGUUAAAAAGACUGUGAAUAAUGAGAAAAAAAAAUGGAGAAAAUGAGAAGUGCGUGCCGUGGAGCAUUUCAGGCUUUGGGUUUGCAGGUUCAAUUUCGAGUAGACCCGGUGGACUAUCUUAUCACGACAUGUUCACCGUAUCACUUGACGCCCCGGUGGGUACACGGUGGAGGUGCCGUGCAUGCGGCAUACAGGUGACCAACCGUUGGCACCACUUCCACGUUCACACUGGUCAACGAUCACUGUGCCCGUAUUGUCCGGCAACCUACAGCAGAGUCGACACCCUGCGUUCACACCUACGCGCUAAGCACCGGGAGUUGCUCGUCGCUAAGGGUAUAUUGCAGGGAAUGGCUGUCCUCGGGCACAGACGACGCAGACAGCAUGCCGUUAUAAGGCCAACAAUGUUACAUUAAAUAUGAUUUAUUAGUUUCAUGUGGUGAAGUGGUAACGGGGGGAGGCAUACGCGUUGUCAAUUAUGUGUAAAUUUUAAUUACAGUGCAGUGCACUACUUUCAGAAAUUUUUCAUUUAACGUGGGAACUUCAAUUGAGCUCAGGUUUUCCUAAUUUCCUCAUAGGAAUCCAAUUAAUAUUCGAUAGAUAGCGAACAUAAGUCUCGUCACUUUAGACUUUUCUCUUUAGUGUGACUUAAUUAAUUUUUUCCUCUAAAUACUUUUUUUCAAUUGUUUGAGCUCAUACUAAUUACAUUUCAAAUUUUUCAAACUUUGUUUUUACGUUUGAUUUUCACAUGUGAAUGAAGAAAGGAAAUAGUGAACGACAAUGGGAUAAAUUAUCGCGAGGAAUUCCUCUAAAAAAUAGGUCAAUAGCCAAAGGUCUUUAGAACGAUGAAAGCCCAUUAAUUUUUUCUACAGAAUAGUUUUUAAUGCACAUGUUACAUUUAUCCUUCCUUAUUUACGUGAAACUAAGCGCAAUCGUUACUUCCAUUGAGGUACUGUGCGAUCAAUUUUUGCGUCGCCACAAUUUAUUUUGAGUGGAAAAGCGCACGCGGAUUUUUCCACUCCUUUGACCUCCCAUUAGGCAGAUGUGACAACACAGUGUCAAACAUUUCCGCGAUCUGAUCCGCAGUAUCGCGGCCUAAUGCCAUAUUCAUUUCAAGUUAGAGGAAUAGGAGUUUUCGCUGAGCGGGGGCUUCCGAUUACAAAAUUCAUUUCUGGCAAUAAAUUGGUAGUUGAUUUCAAAAUGCGUUCUCCACCACUUCACUACAAAAUCCACCCCUAGAAAUUCUCACAAAUUAUCCUAUGAUAACCGUCUCGAGAUAUAUUUUUUUUCAUAUUUUUCGCAAUCUAGUCAACCCCAAUAUCCGUAAAUCCCCGAAAAAUUCAAACUGCCCACUCAAUUAAAUCCCCUGUCCGGUCGAAUUGUUCCCGAGUGCCCCUGGCACAUCCAAGGGGAUUGGGUAGAAGGUGAUCAAUAACAUGCAAUCGUGAAAUUUAUAACGCCAGGGUAUUUGAACAAAAUAAAUAUAAGUAUAUGUGAGCGAUGGAAUCGCAAAUGACGAAUUUAUUAUUUAGUGAAAGGAAAAAAACUGAGAAAAGUUAAUCCAAAAUUUCGUGUGUCGCCCUCAUUGUCCCUCGACCGCGUCAAUAAUCUCCGAAAUAAUUGAAUUCACCCUCAGGAUUGAGAACUUAGAUGACUCAAUAAAAUUAACCAAAGAUAAUGUGUGAAAUCAAUCAUCAGAAUUCGUGCAUUCAAGAGCAAAGAAAUUUAAUUUUACACUUUUGGUGAAAAAUAAAAACAGGAGAAAAAAAUUUAUAAGAAUCACGUGGGGCUCAAAUGACAUGUGAUUAACCGUCAAUACAAGUUACAAAAACAGGCACACAAUGUACACUGUAAAUAGUACAAUAACAAAGCGACUGUUUUCCAAAAUCAAUAGUAUUACCGAAGGCUCCGAGCUCUGUCCACUGAUAACUCCAUCGAAUUUUCAUUUUUCCCACUGCAAUUAUCCCGAUAAACUCAAUUUCUUCCAGUCAGUUGUACAGAAAUAGUCUCACAUUAACUUAGAUAAUUAAAUUAAAUUAUAAAUCAUUGUUCAUAUCAGAAUUAAAUAUUUUUCACUCGGAUCCCCUAAACAACGUUCGUUAUCACUGGUCAGAUUGAAUCCAGAGCCCUAGCGAAGUUGCAAAUAAAGCAUGUGCUCUUUGGACCAAAAACAUUAUUUGUGUUACUAUAGAUAAAUAAUGGCUAAUGAAAAAAUAAUAAAUACAGACAAAACAGUAAUCCAGUGAUAAAACGAGAAAGCUUAAACAUGUUAUCAUUCGCUUAGUAUAAAAAAAUCUCGAAAAUGAGUGAGCUUACGGAAAAAUAUAAUUAAAUAUUUUUUACGGAGAAUGAAAUUCCCUACAAAAAACAUAUUGUAAAAUUUUUCCUUAGAACCACUGGUCAUCGAGAUAAUUUUGAUUAUUUAUAGGCUACUAGUUGUUCCAUUUUACGGCGUUUUAUCACUCGAUAACUGAAUUUUUAAUAACAAAAAAGAAAUGUCUCGUUGGUCCUUCGCGAAGGCAUCGAAACUCUCAUACCUACAUAGAAAUAAAUUAUAAUAAACAAAAUGGAGUCUCCCGCAGGCUCCACUACUCAAGUGGAGAAUUAAAAAACCUUAACAAAAAAUAACAAAAAUUAUAUUAAUAACGAUAAAGGAAAAAAUUAAUCCUAAAGAAAUAUUACUAGUGAUAAUGGUUAUAAAGAAAACAGCGGCAAUGUUGCAAAUAUUUCAGAGAAAACUAAAGAUCAAUAAACUUAUAUGUGUCCCAUUCUCCCUUACCCCUCUCCCUCCCAGCAAAGCCUCUUUUUUGUCUCGUAAAAACUCGAUGGUCUAUCGUAUUCCCGUUUAAUUAUAAAUGAGAAAGAAAAACAAAAAUAAACACUAAAAAAGUAUGAACCUGAAACAGAGAAACAGCAGACACCCAGAAAUACAUAAACAUUAUUUGAAAACACAUUUGAUCAGAGCGAAAUGAGCAACUGAAAUUAUGAAAAAAAAACAUACGACACUAUUGAAACAAUUCAACAAAUCGCCGUUCCUGCAAAUUAGCAUAUCAAUGCUCGUCGAAAGUCCAAGUUAUAACAUCGAAAUGAUAAUAAUUGAUAACCGAAUUGUUAGAUUAUAUAAUUGAAGGGAGGAAUGAUCGAUGAACGAAUUGAGGUGAGUGACUGAACGUUAAGAAAUGAGAGAAUCAUAAUGGAGGGAAAUUCAGUAGCGAUGAGGUAGAAUAAUAUCGGAGAAAAACUUAUAAUUUCUAAUGUCUUAAGUUUGAGAUUUAAAACAAGUGAAAAACUGAAAAAUACUGGUACCUAAGCAGAGAUUUUUGAGAUUUUUUAAUUAUUCUCUGCUAGUCUCCAUGCUGAAUAAAUUUAAAUUUGAGAGCAGUUUUCGGAAAGUUUUGAAAGAGAAUAGUGAGAGCGGAUACUUAAAAAAAAAUAAUUCCCAUAAAUGUACUACAGUAAAGUUUACUUACCUCAAUUCGGUCCUCAGCUAACGCGCUGAAUUCGUUUAAUUAUAAAUUGCAUCCCUCGGCCGAUACCAUUGAAAUUAAAAUUAUGAUAACCCAAAAACCGGUCAUUCAUCGGUAACGAAGAAUGACAGAGACUGAUAAGGAAAAAAUUAAUCAUGAAAGUAUGGGAUUUUUCAUUAAUAAGACAACAAAUUAUACAAAUUGAUUAAAUUAAGGGGCAAUGGUUGAGGCCGAUGGCUCGAAGCAGUUCUCUAUGCACUUGAUGUAAUAAUGAUGAAAAGUUUAAAAGAAAAACUAAAAAUAUUAUGUAACAAUCAUCAAUAUCGAACUGCCCAUCUAUGGAUCGUACUGCCAUGUCUCUUGAUAGUACUUAAGCUGGAAUGAUAACUUAAUCCCUCUUUAAAAGAAACAGUCAGAGUAAAAAAAAUAUUUCAAAAUCGGAAACAUUCUCCUCAUAAAAACUGCCCGUGAAACAUCAUGAACAAGUUAAUAAAAUAAAAACAAGGUAUUGAAAGAAAUCAAUUUCCCCAGACGACAUAUUUUUUCAAAAGCCAUUUUAUUUCCCCCAAAAAAUAAUUCUCAAGGUGAGAAGAAUAUUUUCAAACUGAGAAAUUCUUUUCCUCAAAAAACCAACAAAUGCAAAAGUGAAACUAGGUAAAUGAAUUUAACCCGAGAAAUCGACCGCACGGAGAUUUACUUAAAAAUUAUCAAGACACUUAUUUAUAUGCGAUGUAUUUUUGUGAAUGAAAAAAAACUAUUCAACAGUAUUUAAAAGUGCUACUGCCGUUGUACAGUGGAAAGAAACAAUUGAUAGAUGUACUUUAUGGAUUGUACCUAUAAUGUAUAUAGAUAUAUUUAAUUAAAGUAAAUUAUGGAUUUGUGUACGGCUCUGCACAAUCAAAAAAAACCACUCAACUCAUCCUCCAACAUGUUUAAUUAUCAAAAAUAAUCCUCAGAGUUAAUUGAAGGGGGACGGUGUGAUAUGAGAGGAGGG
Diachasmimorpha longicaudata is the source of this 6278-nucleotide messenger RNA. RefSeq names its product sex determination protein fruitless-like. The record is from RefSeq and is a predicted model, not a curated record. NCBI's taxonomy places the organism in Eukaryota, Metazoa, Arthropoda, Insecta, Hymenoptera, Braconidae. Bases 1841 to 2233 code for a protein of 130 amino acids. Gene Ontology annotation, molecular function: DNA binding. The transcript has a single exon.